Cyprinus carpio (common carp) is the source of this 3512-nucleotide messenger RNA. RefSeq names its product rod cGMP-specific 3',5'-cyclic phosphodiesterase subunit beta-like. Bases 612 to 3176 code for a protein of 854 amino acids. Lineage: Eukaryota; Metazoa; Chordata; Actinopteri; Cypriniformes; Cyprinidae. Gene Ontology annotation, molecular function: protein binding; 3',5'-cyclic-nucleotide phosphodiesterase activity. Gene Ontology annotation, biological process: retina development in camera-type eye; signal transduction. The transcript is spliced from 24 exons. Gene Ontology annotation, cellular component: photoreceptor outer segment membrane. The record is from RefSeq and is a predicted model, not a curated record.
UUCAUUAUCAUAAUCAAACACAUUCCGCAGUGUUUUGAGAUAACGACGGUUAUCCUUUAGGAUGAUAGUGCGAUAAAUUAUUGGAAUAAUUUGCUCCACUAAACUUAAAAGAUAAGAAUCAGCGCUUGUGUUGCAGAACUGACACAAAUGAUGAAACAUGGAGAUACAAACAACAAAAUCUGUGGAGUAUCUUCAACUAAGCAGAGACUUGGCUCAGUACAGACACUCAAUCUGUUUUGUCUCCAAGACACCAGCUGGCAUGAGAAUACUUACCGGCAGUCAUAACAAGAACAGUUUUCAGAAGGACACAGAGAGCAUUCAGAGGAGGACAGCAGUCCGUUUCAGCUCUGGGCUCAGGCUUUGAUGCAGGUCACCUGAUCAGUUUUCCUAGAGCAGAUCCUGAUUCACCUUCAACACUAUUAGGAAAACACCUUGCUGAUGACAGUUAGAUUGGACACGGGUUGCCCCUGCUUGCUUCACGAUUCUUCGUUUUCUCAACCAUUUGAGGUUUUUAUGCUGUAAAUAUUCAGUUUUUGUCCUGAAAACUUAUUUGAGCUCUCAAUACUUGGCCAUCACCUGCCAAUACUGGGAUUGGGGCAGAAGAUCCCAAGAUGAGUGUCAAAAAAGAAGAUGUGGAGAAGUUCCUGGAUGGAAAUCCAGAUUUUGCCAGGAGCUAUUUUGACAAAAAGCUCAAACCUGGUGCUGUGGCCUCGAUCAUGCGAAUACCAGAGUCUAAAGUGGAUAUGGACAGUUUUAAGGACAUAUGUUCAGUAGAGGAAGGAAUGAUAUUCUACGAUCUCAUUACAGACAUGCAGGAGAACGUCAAUAUGGAGAAGGUGAUUUUUAAGAUUCUGAAGCGGAUCAGUGCUCUGAUUCACGCCGACCGAUGUAGCUUGUUCAUGUAUCGACAGCGGAACGGCAUCGCUGAGCUGGCUACUCGUCUCUUCAACGUUAAUGAAAAUUCUGAGCUUGAUGACUGUGUGGUGCCUCCAGACUCUGAGAUCGUCUUCCCUCUGGACAUCGGUAUAGUAGGAUAUGUGGCUCAAACCAAGAAGCCCAUCAAUGUGAAGGAUGUUACACAGGAUAGUCACUUCAGCUCAUUCGUUGAUGAACUUACUGAAUACACCACACGCAACAUCUUGGCUGCACCAAUCAUGAAUGGCAAAGAUGUAGUAGCCAUCAUUAUGGCAGUCAACAAGACUACUGGUCCCCAUUUCACAGAUGAAGAUGAGGAUCUUUUUUUAAAGUAUCUGAAAGUUGGCUCUCUGAACCUGAAGAUUUUUCAUCUGAGCUACCUUCAUAACUGUGAAACACGAAAAGGACAGCUGCUGUUGUGGUCCGCUAACAAGGUGUUUGAAGAGCUUACAGACAUUGAACGACAGUUUCACAAAGCUUUGUACACAGUACGAGCCUAUCUCAACUGUGACAGGUACUCUGUGGGCCUGCUGGACAUGACCAAGGAAAAGGAGUUCUUUGAUAUUUGGCCUGUGUUGAUGGGAGAGCAGCCACCUUAUUCUGGCCCUGUUACUCCAGAUGGAAGGGAAAUUAUUUUCUACAAAGUUAUUGAUUAUAUUUUGCAUGGAAAAGAGGACAUCAAGGUCAUACCAAAUCCACCUGCGGAUCAUUGGGCUUUGGUUAGCGGAUUACCUACAUAUGUUGCAGAGAGUGGAUUUAUUUGCAACAUCAUGAAUGCAGCAGCAGAUGAAAUGUUCAACUUUCAGACGGAAGCUUUGGAUGACAGUGGAUGGACCAUCAAGAAUGUGCUGUCCCUGCCAAUUGUCAACAAAAAAGAAGAAAUUGUUGGCGUUGCAACUUUCUACAACAGGAAGGACGGGAAACCAUUUGAUGACCAUGAUGAACAACUCAUGGAGGCUUUGACACAGUUUCUGGGCUGGUCGGUCCUCAACACAGACACCUAUGACAAAAUGAAUAAGCUGGAGAACAGGAAGGACAUUGCCCAGGACAUGGUGCUGUACCAUGUCAAAUGUCGAGAUGAUGAGAUUCAAAACAUCCUUAAAACAAGAGAAUAUUUUGACAAAGAACCAAGAGACUGUGAGGAGGACGAGUUUUUGGAAAUUCUGAAAAAAGAGCUGCCAGGUCCAAAUAAGUUUGAGAUCUACGCAUUCCACUUUUCAGACUUUGACUGCACUGAACUGGAACUUGUAAUGUGUGCGAUUCAGAUGUACUAUGAAGUUGGAGUGGUUAAAAAGUUUCAGGUCCCUCAGGAGGUUUUGGUAAGAUUCAUGUACUCAGUGAGCAAAGGCUACAGGAAAAUCACCUACCACAACUGGCGCCAUGGCUUCAAUGUUGGGCAAACCAUGUUCACUUUACUCACGACAGGCAAACUGAAGCGGUAUUACACAGAUUUGGAGGUGAUGGCCAUGAUCACUGCAGGCUUCCUGCAUGAUAUUGACCACAGAGGCACAAAUAAUCUCUACCAAGUGAAGUCCCAAAAUCCUCUAGCCAAGCUGCAUGGAUCCUCCAUUCUAGAGAGGCAUCACUUGGACUUUGGCAAAUUCUUGUUAGGCGACGAGUCAUUAAACAUAUUCCAGAACCUCAACAGAAGACAGACGGAGCAUGUCUUCCAUCUCAUUGACAUUGCCAUUAUUGCAACUGAUCUUGCAUUGUACUUCAAAAAGAGAACAAUGUUCCAGAAAAUUGUGGAUCUCUCUGAAACAUAUGAAGAUCAGAAGAAAUGGGUGGACUUCAUGUCUCUUGAAACAACAAGGAAAGAAAUUGUAAUGGCCAUGAUGAUGACAGCAUGUGACCUCUCAGCUAUCGCAAAACCAUGGGAGGUGCAGAGCAAGGUCGCCCUCUCUGUAGCAGCUGAAUUCUGGGAGCAGGGUGAUCUUGAGAGGACUGUUCUUGAGCAACAACCUAUCCCCAUGAUGGACAGGAACAAAGCCGCAGAGCUGCCAAAGCUUCAGUGUGGUUUUAUCGACUUUGUCUGUACUUUUGUUUACAAGGAGUUCUCUCGUUUUCACCACGAGAUCCAGCCAAUGUAUGAUGGCAUUCUGAACAACCGGAAGCAUUGGAAAGAGAGGCAGGAUGAAUAUGAGGCAAAACUAAAGGCAAUGGAGGAGGCAGUUAAGGCCAGACAGGAAGAAGCUGCUAAAAAUGCUGCAAAUUCCAACAGCACCAGUGGAUCAGGAUCCAAGACCUGCUCUAUCUGCUAGAGAAAAGACAACGUUACAGAGGGCAAGGCAGUUUGAGAUGCAACCUAGCCUCUACAGUACAUCACACAGAUCAACAUCACCCUUAGGAUCCCCAAGGAUCUGAUCAAGAGUGAGUGGGAAAACACUAUCAAUGCAUUGUAUGCUAUCAGCAAGCCACAAGACCACCUGCUAACCAAAACACACAUCGGAUCUUGCCUACAGUUAGCAUUACUGUUCCAUUGUGUUUCCUUUGGGUCAUAGUGUUCAAGCAUUUUCAUAGGAUGAUAAUUGGUUUCAGUUCAUCACAAUGCAGACUUAAAUGUACUACAGGAAAUUUCAGAGGUAAAUAUUGAAAAA